AUGGAAACCUAAAUUUUGAGAUAAUAUUUAAGUUCAAAUGAGACUUACUAAAAAACUGAAGAAUUCAAACUCAAAAUCCUAUAUUCUGAUAUAUAUUUUAUUAAAUAGCUUCAAUCUUCUAUAGUGAAAAUAAUCAAAGAUCCAUUUGAAAGUCCCAAUACAAAACUCAUGGCUUUGAAAUUAAACAAAGAACUUGUCGAAACAUUUAAUAGCAAUUACAUUUAUGCACUCUAAAAAACGUUAUUGCCCUUAUUUGAAGAUAUUGCAAAAUACAAAUAUACAUCAGAUGACCCAGAUAGAGGAGUAACUUAUUUUUUAAAUGGUGAAUGUCCGAAUUCAGAUAAUAGAGAUUUGCAAGUUACUGGAGAAUAAUUUUUUAGAGUGGUAUUAGAAUGCAUAAGAGUUUGGAGUAGAUGGUUUCCUUUAGAUUACCAAUCAUACUAUUUAAGUUCUUUUAAGAUCGUCUAUGAAAAGCUAGUAAAGCUAGGGGUUAAAUUUCCAAAAAUCAUUUAUUUUGAAAACAUUCAGGAGAAUAUUCCUCAUUAAUUAAUACCUUUAUCGAUGAUCAUUCAGUUAAGAGAACUACUCAAAAAUCAAGUUAAUCUCUCAACUAAAUAAAUUAGAAAUUAUCUGGCCAUGAAUCCUGCCCAUUUGUUUUAUUAACAUAAAUAUACUACAUAUAGUGAUUUUUUUUAUUAGAUUAAAAACAAAAAUCCUGUUUUAAGAAAAAAAGUCUUAAGAAAGGCAACAUUUCUAUUAGAAAAAGAAUUUGAAAAUCUAGAGAAUAUGAAAAAAGAUCCCUAGUAUAAUCCUAUAUCAUCAGAUACAUUGUAGAUUGAAAAUCUCUGUCUGCAAAACCUAUAUAAUGCCUUAUCAAUAAAGGUUCCAGAACUUCAAACCUAAGUUAUUCAAUUACAAAAUAAGGUUGUUAGUUUAGAAAAACAACUAUUAGACAGAGAAUAAAAAAUAAAUGAAUUACAAAAUGAAAUAUAGCAAUUAUAAAAACAAUUUUCUCUCAACAUUAAUUAAUUUUUAACUUCUAAUGAUUUAUCGAAUAGUCAAUUAUUUCAAACCGAUGUUACAAAAUUGAAAUUACAUUUUGGAAUUUACGAUUAAAGUUAUGAAAUAGAAAAAUUGAAGUCUCUUGUAUAUAAAUCUGAUUUUAAAAUCGAAGAAUUAAAUGAAAAACUAGAUGAAACUAUCAGAAAAAAAAAUUAAUUGUAGGAAGAAAAUAAAACUUUAAAUUAAACACUAUUAGUUUUGGAGAGGAGACUUAUAUAAAAUACUAAACAACCUAUUAUAUCAACACAACAAUGUUUAAGUGAAUAUCGACCCAAUACUAUGACUAACAUAAGCUAAACAGGUACCAUGGUUUCAAAAAAAUAAAAAAAUUCUGGAUUUUAAAACUCCUUGUUAUUAUCAUUAAGACAACAAGUCCUUGGAUAAUAACUGUACAUCAAAGCGUUAUAAAACCAAUUGAUUAAGUUUGAUAAAUUUCUAUUACACUCCGGUCAUACCAAUUCUGUACUCUCUUAUAAUACAGCAUCCACUUAAUAUAAAGUCCCUAUGUACUCUCCAAAAUCCUUCUCUUAACCUAAAUCAAGAGGAUCAAAUGAAAUAACAUCCCCCUUUGUAGAUUAUGAUGGAAAGAUUUUUGCAAUACUUCCUGAUGCUUUUACAGUCAAAUUUAGGUAAUCCUGUUUGCUUAAAAAAUCCAUUUUAUAUUCUGAUGACAACCUAUAAAUUGGAGUUCAAACCAGCUUAUAGUCAAAUUAAUAACUCUUAAUUAAUGUAGUUUUACAUAAUAGAACCAAAGAAUAAAUACAAAAUUUGUGCAUUGCGUUUUAAAAGUCUCAGAAUCUAUAAUUUUAGGCUUACCCUGCUAAUAUUUAAUAAUCUUUAAAAGGAAAUGAAUAAGUAUCCUAAAAAGUAUUCAUAUAAUUUGAAUAACUUCCCUAUUAGUUAUUAGAAUUUUCAAUUAAUUAUAAGAUAUAGACAUAGUUGCAUAGCAUAAAACUUUGUCUUCCGUGCACAGUCAAUAAAUUUUUCAAUUUUUUAGAAGUCCCAUAAGAAUGUCCCUAAUCAUAUUUUUAUAAUAGUAAAAUCUUUCAAACCAGUUUUUAAAAUUAAAUAGGACAUUUGUUACCUGAUUUUUAAAUUAAUUAAAUUAAUGAGUAAUUUGUUGAAGCUUUUGCAAGAAUUUAAAUUGAAAAAUCUAUAUUUUUGAUUUCAAUCUCAUCUAAAAACAAUCAAAUGUAAAUUAAAUUGAAUGGAAAUUAUUCCGAUAAAUUAGUGGAAUGCAUUGUAUCAACCUAUUAAGGGCUAUUUAUGAAGAGAUGA
Paramecium tetraurelia is the source of this 2340-nucleotide messenger RNA. RefSeq lists its product as uncharacterized. The record is from RefSeq and is a predicted model, not a curated record. The transcript has 6 exons. NCBI's taxonomy places the organism in Eukaryota, Ciliophora, Oligohymenophorea, Peniculida, Parameciidae. Gene Ontology annotation, biological process: intracellular protein transport; vesicle-mediated transport.